AUGGCAAAGAACAUCGACACUUUCGAACAACUUGCGACCCGAGUCGGACGUCCGCGGAUGAGAAGAUUUGGUCCAACACCAGCUUUGACUAUCUUCGUCGCUUACGCUCCAACAUCAAGCGACGAAGAAGAAGAAGUCGAAGCUAUCUAUAUGGACCUAGAGAAGUUCUACCGAGAAAAUCAUGUUUUCUACAAGGUCAUAAUUAGCGAUUUCAACGCCAAAGUUGGCCCAAGAAGAAUGCCGGAGGAACUUCACAUCGGGACCCAUGGCCUACAAUGGAAUGACCAAGGGGAGAAGCUCUCCGAGUUCAUCAUGACGACUAAGACCAUCCAUGGGAACUCGCAAUUCCAGAAGCCCUCCUCUCUACGCUGGACGUGGGAGUCACCCGGUGGAGGGUACCGUAAUGAAAUAGACCACAUCAUCGUCAAUAAAAGGUUCUGUCUGACGGAUGUUGCUGCUGUACCAAAGUUCUAUACGGGAUCGGACCAUCGCCUCCUCUUUGGAAAAUCUUCCUUCACAAGCAGAGAAAGCGGCCAAGUUCAGAGAGAGAAAUCCCAGGACUACCAUCAGCUGGGAUCUCUUCGCUACGCUAGCCGCCUUUUGGGAAGAUUCCGCGAUGGACAACAUCGACGAGGAAUAUGA
Necator americanus (New World hookworm) is the source of this 642-nucleotide messenger RNA. RefSeq lists its product as uncharacterized. Lineage: Eukaryota; Metazoa; Nematoda; Chromadorea; Rhabditida; Ancylostomatidae. Bases 1 to 642 code for a protein of 213 amino acids. The record is from RefSeq and is a predicted model, not a curated record. The transcript has a single exon.